Messenger RNA from Chelmon rostratus (copperband butterflyfish), 1701 nucleotides. RefSeq names its product vacuolar protein sorting 36 homolog (gene vps36). Gene Ontology annotation, biological process: protein transport to vacuole involved in ubiquitin-dependent protein catabolic process via the multivesicular body sorting pathway. Gene Ontology annotation, molecular function: ubiquitin binding; phosphatidylinositol-3-phosphate binding. The transcript has 14 exons. Gene Ontology annotation, cellular component: ESCRT II complex; late endosome membrane. Lineage: Eukaryota; Metazoa; Chordata; Actinopteri; Chaetodontiformes; Chaetodontidae. Bases 71 to 1219 code for a protein of 382 amino acids. The record is from RefSeq and is a predicted model, not a curated record.
GUACAGGAAGUAAACAUAAAAUGGAUCUCGGCAGCAGAGUAGAAUAAGGAAUUGUAAUAAUUGAGUGAAAAUGGACCGCUUUUCGUGGUCGAAUGGGCUCUUAGAAAUAAACGAAACGUUAGUGAUUCAGCAGCGAGGGGUCAGACUGUAUGAUGGUGAUGAUAAGGCUAAGCUGGAUGUUGGAGUUGCCUUGUUGAGCACCCAUCGGUUGAUCUGGAGGGACGUUAAAAAUCAUGAAUGCUGCAUAGCCAUGCCGCUGUCACAGAUCAUCUUCUUUGAGGAGCAGGCUGCAGGAAUAGGAAAGAGUGCAAAAAUAGUUAUCCAUCUGCACCCAACGCCUGCCAACAAGGAGCCAGGUCCCUACCAACACAGCAAGUACUCCUUCAUCAAGCUGUCCUUCAAAGAGCAUGGGCAGAUUGAGUUUUACAGGAGGCUAACAGAGGAAAUGACUCAGAAGAGAUGGGAGAAUACUCCAGUUUCACAGCCCAUCCCAACAGGCACAGGCUCUCAGGCAGGAAGGACGCGUGCAGUGGGGAUUGUUGGCAUUGAGAGGAAGAUAGAGGAGAAGAGGAAAGAAACGGACAAAAACAUUUCUGAGGCUUUUGAGGACCUCAGUAAGCUGAUGGUGAAGGCCAAAGAGAUGGUGGAGCUGUCCAGAUCUAUUGCGAAUAAGAUCAAAGACAAGCAGGGAGACAUAACAGAAGAUGAGACAAUCCGCUUUAAGUCCUACCUGCUGAGCAUGGGUAUUGCCAACCCUGUUACUAGGGAAACGCAUGGAUCAGGUACACAUUACCAUUUGCAGCUGGCUAAGCAACUGGGAGACAUGCUACAGGCCCCUCUGGAGGAGCGUGGCGGUAUGAUGGCUCUCACUGAGGUGUACUGCCUCGUCAAUCGUGCCAGAGGAAUGGAGCUUUUAUCCCCAGAAGAUUUGCUGAACGCGUGCAAGAUGUUUGAGUCGUUGAAGCUCCCACUGAGGCUGCGUGUGUUUGACAGUGGUGUGAUGGUGGUCCAGCUGCAGUCUCACAGCGAGGAGGAAAUGAUCGCCUCAGCACUGGACAAUGUGUCAGACAAAGGCUCUUUGACAGCAGAGGAGUUUGCGAAGCUCCUGGGUCUCUCCGUUCUUCUGUCUAAAGAGCGGUUGUUGCUGGCUGAGAAGAUGGGCCACUUGUGUAGAGACGACUCCGUCGAGGGUUUGAGAUUCUACCCAAACCUCUUUUGAGCAGUUCACUGUCAUCAUUGUUGAGAUAAUAACUCAAACUAAGUAAAAAGUUGCACUGUUUCUGCUGAUAGAUUGGAUGCAUUGAAAACAGUCUUCUUACCACUACAUGUAUAUACAGGCGUACUGCAGCGGAGUGCCUGCUGUGCUUUGAGUGCACUAAUGUAUCUUUCCUAUGAUUAUUGAACAGUCGGUGUUCUGUUAGUGGUAGAUCUCUGCAAAUCCACUGGAGAUGGUACCAGCUAUUUUCUAUCUAGGUCUAAGAGGAAAAGAAAAGUUUAUCAAGAAGAUGCUUUUCCAGAAACUCUUCAAGAAACUGCAAACACUGAACUUGCAGCAAAGUGUUCCCAGAUUUUCAUCACAUGUGUUUAGUAAUAAAUCGGUUUGGGAAAACUGACUUAAUGUGAUAUCGUUUUUUGCAACACUCUGAUUUCGAGUUUCGUUGAUGACAUGUUUUUGUGUUGCACAGCUUCUAACCCCACCGC